Messenger RNA from Helicoverpa zea (corn earworm), 4085 nucleotides. Its product is annotated as UBX domain-containing protein 4. The transcript has 11 exons. Gene Ontology annotation, molecular function: protein binding. The coding region runs from base 163 to 1794 and encodes 543 amino acids. NCBI's taxonomy places the organism in Eukaryota, Metazoa, Arthropoda, Insecta, Lepidoptera, Noctuidae. The record is from RefSeq and is a predicted model, not a curated record.
GAAAAAAGAACAAAAAUAAACACGUCAGCUGUCAAAAUUUGUUGUGUCAUGUCGUUGUAAUAUUUUUGUAGAAAACCAAACACUGUGAAUUUGUCUCAAAUAGAAUAAAUAACGCCCAUAGUUUAUAACUGAACUAGAAAACUACCGCGAGGUUCAAACACCAUGCAUUGGUACGGGGGCAGCAUCGCGGAAGCGGUGACAUUAUCGAAGCAAAGAAAUGCAAUUUUCGUGGUUUUUGUCGAAGGUGACAAUGACCUCUCAGCGGAGAUGGCAGCGACAAUAGACGACAGCGUGGUCCUCGCCCGGCUGUCGGACCCCGCCAACUUCUUAGCGGUCAAGCUCAAGAGCGGCUCCGCUAACUAUACGCAUUUCGCGCAGAUCUAUCAAUUCGUGCCAGUUCCCUCGCUAUUCUUCAUAGGCAGGAACGGCACGCCGCUGGAGGUGGUGUGCGCGGGCGUGCAGCCCAGCAACCUGGCCACCAGGAUAGACAGGAUCCUGGAAGAGCAUUUCAAAGACAAACAGGCAUCCCCAGCUUCCGUCCCCGCGCCUUCAACAUCGUCUUCCAACAUACUCGAGGACUCCUCAAUCGAGGACCUGUCCUCCGACAGGGAGCCCGGGUUCCCCCCAGUGAGGGAACUAGCUGCACCCAAUAUUAGAGAGCAGACUGUCAGCUUUGUGCAGACUGAGAGUGCUGCUUUGUCCCGACAGGCGGAGAAGCCGAAGGAAUCGGAUUCAGGCUCACCCCGUGCGAAAAUCCAGAAGAUAGAAUCAGAACCAAGGCCUAAGACUCCAGAACACGAGAUAGUGUGCGAUGGUGACGUGUGUGUGCGGCGGCCCAGGAACAAGCCCGACGAGCCGGGGCCCAGCCAGGCCCCCACGCCCAGCCUGCCCCAUGCACCCGUCGAGGAAAAGCAGGAGAUCCCCAGCUCCGAGAGCGGGGGCAGCAUUGAGGAGAAGAUGGAGAGAGCCAAGGAGCUCAUCGAAGCCAGGAGGCGGGAGAAGGCUGAUAAGGAGAAAGAGCUGGAGAAAGAGAAAGAGAUGGAGCGUCGUGCGGCCGGCAAGGGCGUCGCCGAACUUAAAAGAUGGCAAGCCGACCAGGAACUCAAGCAAAUACAGGAAGAGCGUCGCCGCGAAAAGAUGGAAAACAACCUAGCCCGGCAACGUAUUUUAGAACAAAUUGCCCAGGACCGCCUCGAGAGAAGAGCACGAGACGUGACGCCCACACAGGCACAGCCUUCCCUUCAAGCUACACCUACUGCCGGCGACGGUGGUUCUCGCGCCCGCAUCCAGUUCAAGUUACCCGACGGAACCUCGCAUACAGCACACUUCGACGCCGACGGCACUCUCGCCGAGGUGCAGAGAUACGUGGCGGACAAUCUGUCGUUAUCAACAUCAUCGUUCGCGCUAUGGACGGCGUUUCCUCGCCGCGAGCUGACGGAAGCGGAGUCCAGCCUGCGAGGGCUACAGCUGGCGCCCUCCGCCGCCCUGCUCGUGCUGCCGCGACGCAUGCCACCCGUGGUCGCCAGGCCUUCACCCGUGUCUAAUCUUAUCACAUUCUUCACGCAACUCUUCACAACCAUGAUCCUAGAGCCAUCGCAACAGCUAUUCAUCUGGCUCCGUACCCGCUUAUUCCCUCCCCCCGCUCCCCGCGCCGUCAGCCCCCAGUCCGGGGCUCCUUCAGCCCCUUCAGCCCCCGGAGCCCGGCGCCGCGGCAACAUACACCGCCUGCCCAGCGACCGAGCCCCAGAUGAUGACAACAAUACAUGGAACGGUAACUCUACACAACAAAUGUAAUGUUGCCAUGUUAAACAUAUUAUUUUGGGGUUGCCUGUGAAGGUACUGAGGAAUUUGAGGUUGGUUGUGUUUGAGCUUUCAUGAUUUUUGACAUAGUGUUGGGUGAUUAAUCGAUUUGGUUGUGCAAUCGAAUGGUUAGUUGAUAAUGCAGGCGAUUUUUAUCGAUGUUUUAAUAUCUUAAUACAUAUUUCAUCUAAAUAAAAUAAAAUUGUAACUUAUAAAUGGUGUAAUCCACGCCGGUAAUAAAUUGUACAAAAAUUUUACCAAAGCAACAUGAUAUUUCAAACUUACUCAUCCUUAAAUGUAUUCAGUAACUUUGCAAGUACCCUUUAGGCGAUAGUUCGCACUGCGUCAUAUAAUUUCAAAAUUAAUUCUUAUGAUAAUGACGUAAUUAUAACGAACUUUGCGUCAUUUCGGGUGUUAAAAAAUCACCCAUAUUUAUAAUUGUACCAUUCCUUCUAAUUUGCCAUUUUGUGGCAACACUGUAAAUAUGUCCUAGUGCGGGCAACACUCAUUGAUUAGUGUUCCCAUCUAUGUUUUUAGCACUACAUAUUUUGUGUGAGGUUGACUGCACACUUACGACAAAAAAUCGCGAUUUAAAAUCGUUAAUAACUCGCGUAGAUAUUUCUUAAAAGUCCGACAAGUUAAUUAAUAUCUUAGGUUUAGACAAGUGGCAUUUUGAAAAAUAAUAGAAUUAUAAAUGAAUGGAACUGACAUUACCUACAUAAAUAUCAUAUAACCUAUAACAGCUAUGAAAUGGUUUCGUCUCUUUUUGUGAAACUUUCAUUUACUUUUGACAGAAAAGGACAAAGCACAGCUUAGUAGCUUAUAUAGGAUUAAGUAGCUAAUGUCAGCUCUAUACAUUUAUAAUUCUAUAAUCUAGCAUUUGUUUUGAAAGCUUGUCUAAACCUGUCUAAUUCUAUGUACAGUCUUAAGGCCAUUCCCAAUAAUUUAUCUAUCUAUCAAUUCUUUUGCUUACAAAACAUAGGAAUUUGACAUUACGUGUAUGGAGCUAAUUUCAAAAUUCUGUCUCUGAUAAACGAAUUAAUAGAUAGAAUAUAGGACAUGGCUAUUAUACGAAUUUCGGAAUCAGUAAAAUCUUUCUCGUAACUUAUAUUAUAUUUUUAGCAUUCAUUUUAACUAUCUAAAAUGGUGCUAUACGAGUAUUUGAAAGGAAUUAAAAAAAUGGAGAAAAAAUGGAUACUAAAACUAUAAUAUCAGGUCAAAUUCGCCAUAUUUUUGAAUGAUAUUAUGCAAUUAUACCUACUUAUUAAAAUAAAUAAUAAUAAAAUAAACUCAAUUGCAUUACGGUUUAAAGUUCUUAGCAGAAACUCUGCAGACUUACUAAAAACUCUGCAGGCUGACUAAAACUCUGCAGUGUUACUUAAAAGUGAUUUAAUUAAUAUGCAUAGCAACACACAAGUGUUUAGAUUAUGCUUCUUAAGAUUUUGAUUGCAAUUAUUUUUCUAGUUAAUAUGAUAAAUAUUCGUGUCACAGUUUCUCUUAUAAUAUCUUACAAUUGUGCAGUUUUUCAAUGCAAUAUGUUUCAAAAUCCAACUGAAGUUCAUUUGACAUUGACAGCUGUCAAAUUCAAGCAUGUGUCAAUGUCAUUGAUCUGCCAUUGCAUUGAACAACUGUCAAUAAUUAAUAAAACUGUGGUUUUUCAUCCUGUACUUUAUCUUUGCAUCAUAUCACAUAAGAUCAUAAUAAUAUUAUUCUCAAAAUAAACUUAAUUUAAACAUCAAAUACCAGUAAAUGGAGUUUAAUGAAUAUUACCUACCGUAGAUUAAAAAUUUUGACAAUUAAAUGAAACAUACCAUCAUUUCUUGUCUUUAAUAUUACUAUCAGAACUAAAUGUAUAAAUAUUUUCUAUGUAUAUAUUGACCAAUGUUUGAAAUGAAAAUAAAAAUUUACACAAUUUUCGGCGUUCCCAAAAAAAAUAAAAAAAAACUGUUGGAAAACUAAAAUUUUCCUUCAUUUUGUUUUCAGCUACGAAAAACGGGAUAAUUCUUUUAUUAUUUAUGUUACUGAUUAUGUUUCGGAGUGAAUAAAUUAAUGGAAAGUAUAGACAAAUUCAGUGUGGCAUACGACCUUUUUGAACCGUUUGACAUUUACGCGCCAAUAAAUCCAAGAUGGCGUCGGCAUUUUCAAGUUUCGAAUGCUAGUUUUGUCUAUGUCACAUUGAAUGUGUCAAUACUAAAAAUAAAUAGGUUUUCUAGAUUAGUUAUGAACUAUUAUCAAAUUUUCGUUGUAAUUUAUAUUUCAAAUAAAUAUUUGUUGAAUACCCACAA